Molecule: messenger RNA, 1146 nt
Organism: Rotaria sp. Silwood1
Lineage: Eukaryota; Metazoa; Rotifera; Eurotatoria; Philodinida; Philodinidae
Source: the annotation of a GenBank genome assembly
AUGGCUUCCAAUAGUAUCAAACAAAAUGAAUGGUAUACAAUUUCUUGUGGUAAUUUUACAUUUACAUUACCUAUACGAUAUCAAGAUUUAGUUCCUAUUGGACAAAAAACUCAUACUAUCGUAGUUCGUGCAACUGAUAUUACAACCGGUAAACAUGUCACUAUUAAAAAACUUCUUCAUCCAUUUCAAACUCACAUAUAUGCAAAACGAACCUAUCUAGAACUUAAACUGCUUAUGUAUCUCAAUCAUCCUGAUGCACAACUUGCACAAUUAUAUAAUGUAUUUACACCUGAACAAACUGUAAAAGAUUUUCAAACAUUAUACUUGGUUUUAAAUUUUGUUGACUAUGAUUUGCAUCGAGUUAUAGCAUCUUAUGAACCAAUGACAGAGGAACUUAUUAAACUAAUUAUAUAUUCACUUUUACGUGGUUUAAAGUUUAUUCAGUCAGCUGGUAUUAUUGUUCGGAACUUGAAACCAACAAAUAUUGGAGUUGAUCGAAAUAGCAAUGUUACAAUUCUUGAUUUUGGAUUAGCUCGUAUUGCACCGAUUGGCUCUGACAUGGAUUGUUUUGUCACCAAACUGUGGUGUGCACCAGAAAUUUACCUCAAUGAGAUAAUAUGUGAUGAAAAAGUUGAUCUAUGGUCUGUAGGUUGUAUAAUGGCUGAAUUAAUUCUACGUAAACCACUUUUUUUGGGAUAUAAUACAAUUGAUCAAUUAAAUAAAAUAUUUGACAUUAUUGGUACACCAAAUUCAACAACAUUACAAGAGAUAUGUACACCAGAGGCAUCUGCUUAUAUCAAUCGAAUGAAACCUAUCGUCAAGAAAAAUUUUAAUGAACUGUUUGGUUUUAAAUAUGAUCCAUUAACAAAAAACACAAUAUCUGGUGUUUCACCAGAAGGUGUUGAUUUACUUGAGCAUCUUCUAUCUUUUGAUCCUCGUCAACGUCCAACUGUCGAACAAGCCUUAAGUCAUCGAUUUUUGGAAUUUUACCAUGAUCCAAUGGAUGAACCAACUAUAGAACCUAUGAUUGACGAACAUGAAGAUGCAGUAUAUAGUAAAGAACAAUGGAAAUCUAUUGUAUGGCAAAUGGUUCAAGAGUUUUCACCACCAUUAUGGAUUAAUGAUGAUUCAAUGAACGAUUCAUAA